AUGGUCUACUCACUCAGUUACAAGAGACCAGUGUCAAUUGGAUCUAUUCCCACAUCCGAACACAGCAACGAUGGAAAGAAGAAGUCAAUUGACUCUGGAAUGUCCCAUGGGAUCCCAGAUGCGCUGUCAUUCGAUCGGAUCAUUGCCGGCGGCACUUGUCCGCCGUGCACGCUUCGCGAGUUUCUGAACUAUCUGAAGUACAUUGAGUUGUCGGCCGAGAAUCUCCAGUUUUACCUUUGGUUCCACGACUACGUCAAGCGUUUCGAGGCUCUUCCUGAGAGCGAGAAAGUACUGUCGCCGGAAUGGACCACUGAGCAAGCAGAGUCUGAAGCGCAUGCAGCCCAGUCGAAGUCCCGGAAAUCUACCCCUAGAACAGCUGCUGUGUUCAAAGGAACCACCUUUUCCGAUACUCCCAAAGCCGCAGACAGCGACCGAGCCAACCCUUUCUGGGAUCACGCCGGGCCCACCCCGUCCGAGCACAGCGAGAAUGACACACCCUCGGUGCACAGCUCAGCGGACUGGGAGUAUUCCCUGACCAACUCCACCGUCAAUCAUUCUGAGGCGGCUAGGGAUGCCUUUGAAUCUGCAGGAGAGAAAUUCCAGCCGUUCACUAUUCAGCCAUAUCGCGAAGAGAUCUCGCGUAUCGUCACCAUCUACAUUGCCGAUGGCGGUGCUCGUCAACUUAAUCUCUCAUCGCGCGAGCGCAAUUCGCUCCUCCGCGCUCUGACGCACACGACGCACCCGUCGGCUUUUCGCGAGGUCAUGGUCAGCGUCGAAUGGUCGCUUCGCUGCCAGUCUCACCCUCACUUCAUCCGCUGGACAAUCUGCAAUGGCAAUCGCCCACGUGUCGUAUUUGCUCGCGGCCUCGGCAUCUUCACCAUCAUUGGAGGCAUCCUCAUGGGCAUCCUCAUGACGCUCAGCAACAUGCCGCGAGGCUAUCGCGCCCUUUCCGCCAUCCCACUGGUCAUCGGCAUUUCAACUAUGAUUGCUGCAUACAAAGGAAUGUGUGUUGUCCUUCAUGGAAUGCACCAUCGACACCUACGUCCAUGGGAGUUGUUUGCCUCUGAUGAUGAGCCAACGCUAUGCUCCGAGAAAGACAACACGAAGAACAGUUUCGAGGACGAGCCGUGGGUGGCGCAAUAUGAGAAACGCAACAUCAUCCGCAAGAUAUUCGACCGCGAGGUGUGGAUCGAGGAGCCAGCCAUGCGCCAGAUUCAGGACACCAUCUUUGUGCAGAGCUUGAUUGGAGCAUUUGUCACCAGCGCCAUAUUGGUUGCUAUCUUUGUUGCUGUGCCCGCGGGUGGCUUCUUCUAA
Lasiodiplodia theobromae is the source of this 1314-nucleotide messenger RNA. Its product is annotated as G protein signaling regulator protein. The coding region runs from base 1 to 1314 and encodes 437 amino acids. The record is from RefSeq and is a predicted model, not a curated record. NCBI's taxonomy places the organism in Eukaryota, Fungi, Ascomycota, Dothideomycetes, Botryosphaeriales, Botryosphaeriaceae. The transcript has 4 exons.